Molecule: messenger RNA, 609 nt
Organism: Recurvomyces mirabilis
Lineage: Eukaryota; Fungi; Ascomycota; Dothideomycetes; Mycosphaerellales; Teratosphaeriaceae
Gene: RPS7A
Product: ribosomal protein S7A
Exons: 2
Coding region: 1-609 (202 amino acids)
Biological process (GO): rRNA processing; ribosomal small subunit biogenesis; translation
Cellular component (GO): cytosolic small ribosomal subunit; 90S preribosome; ribosome
Molecular function (GO): structural constituent of ribosome
Source: RefSeq, a predicted model, not a curated record
AUGUCUCAGCAAGCCCUCAACAAGAUCGCGGCCAACAGCCCGUCGCGCCAGAACCCUUCGGAGAUCGAGACCAACCUCGCAACCGCCCUGUAUGAGCUCGAGACCAACAUCCCGGAUAUGCGUGGUGCCUUGAGGCCGUUGCAGUUCGUCAGCGCACGCGAGAUCGAGGUCGGUCAUGGCAGGAAGGCAAUUGUGGUUUUCGUGCCUGUGCCUUUGCUUGUGGGGUGGCAUCGCAGCCAGCAGCGCCUGACUCGCGAACUGGAGAAGAAGUUCUCCGACCGCCACGUCCUCUUCAUCGCCUCCCGCCGCAUCCUGCCGCACCCUAAACGCAGCGCCCGCUCCCGCACCACCCAAAAGCAGAAGCGUCCUCGUUCCCGCACACUCACCGCCGUCCACGACGCCAUCCUCGCCGAUCUCGUCUACCCGGUCGAAAUCGUCGGCAAGCGCGUCCGCACCAAGGAGGAUGGAAGCAAGACUCUCAAGGUUGUGUUGGAUGAGAAGGAGAGGGGUGGGGUUGAUUAUAGGCUCGAUACUUAUUCUGAGGUGUACAAGAGGCUGACGGGUAAGGGUGUGAACUUUGAGUUCCCGCAGAGUGGUGGGGAGUAUUAG